GAAGCUAAACGUUCGUCUGUCAUGGAAUGAUAUCGAAGUCUUUCGUUAGUUUCGUUAUGGAUUCCAUUUUUUUCCGCAGAACUUUAUCAAAAUUAUUUUAGCAACAAUGCAAAGUCCAUUUUAGCCUACUGCAUUGGGCUCAUAUGUAUUAUUUCCGCUCAAACUAAAGUCUCCCUCCCUCCAUUUGACUUAUCCAGAGUCAUUUGGAACUCAUCUGCCCUUGUAGCGGUCGUGUAAACCCCGUAGUCGGCUCGUCACGUUGUGCCGCUUCAAGAGCGGGCCAAGGCUUCGAUACCGGAUUGAGGAGCCAUGCUGUGGAAUUAUUGUAAUUAGGAAAUAGUAUAAAUGGAAAAAUGAAGUGUUGCUGGCCCUCGCUGAAUGGCUAAGCGAGAUGGAUCCAUUACUAAUUCAAAGUGUUUAAUGGAUCUGUCCGACCAUGUGGACCUAACGGAAAAAUCCGAAGAAUUCAAGAAACUUGUCGAAUAUGGUCUUAAUCCUAAAGUGGUCGGUAAACUAGAAGAAAUAUUUAAAACAGGCAAGCUCCUGUACUCGGAGUUGGACGAGCGUGCCCUAGACGCCCUGAAGGAGUUUCCUGUUGAGGGUGCGAACGACGUCCUUCGACAGUUUCUGGACUCAAGCCUUGAGCACGUGUCCAAUAAAUCUGCAUUCCUGUGUGGUGUUAUGAAAACAUAUCGACAGAAGAUGAAGGUACCAGCAAACGCCAAUGCAUCGACCAAUGCCUCAGCAAAUGCCAGCGCCACAAGCAAGGGUCCAGAUGAAGAAAAGAUCAAAGCCAUCUUGGAUCGAACAGGAUAUACCUUGGAUGUGACCACAGGACAGAGGAAGUAUGGGGGGCCCCCACCUAACUGGACUGGCUCUCCUCCAGGUCCUGGAUGUGAAAUUUUUGUGGGCAAGAUUCCAAAAGACAUUUUUGAGGACGAAUUGAUUCCUCUUUUUGAGCGAUGUGGACCCCUCUGGGAUCUAAGAUUGAUGAUGGACCCCCUGACUGGGCAAAACAGGGGCUAUGCCUUUAUCACAUACAAGACUCGCCAGGGAGCACAGAAUGCUGUGAAGCAGUUGGACAACCAUGAAAUUCGUAAGGGCAAGUUCAUUGGAGUAACGGUGUCCAUCAACAAUCAUCGCUUGUUCGUGGGCAACAUUCCAAAAAACCGAGGGAAGGAUGAGCUCCUUGAGGAAUUUUCCAAGCAUGCACCGGGCCUGGUGGAGGUGAUCAUCUACUCCAGCCCGGACGACAAGAAGAAGAACCGGGGCUUCUGCUUCCUGGAGUACGACUCCCACAAGGCGGCCUCCCUGGCCAAGCGGCGCCUCUCUACCGGGCGCAUCAAGGUGUGGGGUUGCGACAUCAUCGUGGACUGGGCGGAUCCUCAGGAGGAGCCGGAUGAGGAGACCAUGGCCAAGGUGAAGGUGCUGUAUGCUCGCAACUUGACGUCCGAGGUGACGGAGGAGCGCCUGCGGGAGCUAUUCGAGGGUGCCGCGGGGGGCGCCCGGGUGGAGCGGGUGAAGAAGAUCAAGGACUACGCCUUCGUGCACUUCGAGGAGCGGGAGGCGGCGGUGGAGGCCAUGCGCCAGCUGGACGGGAGGGAAGUGGGCGGCGCCCCCCUCCAGGUCAGCCUGGCCAAGCCACCCUCCGACAAGAAGAAGAAGGAAGAGAUCCUGCGCAACCGGGAGAGGCGCAUGAUGCAGAUGAUGCAGCAGAGAGCAAUGAUGAUGGGCAUCCCUCCUCCUCCACCCAGGGGUAGAGGAGCUAGGCUGCCCCUUCCUGCUGCUGCACGCUCGUAUGAUUACGACUACGACUACUACGGGUACGGCGACUACCAGGGAGGCUAUGGCGGCGGCUCUGACCCCUACUACGAGGACUACUACGGCGGGCGGUACGACGACUAUUACGACUACGGCUACCGCGCCCGAGACCCCCCGCUCCCACUGGCUGCAGCGGCAGCCCGUGCCGCCAGGGCAGGACCUGAGAGGGGUCGUGCUGGCCGUGGUAUUCCCCGUGGGCGCGGGGCCUCGGGGCCCCUGACCCCCCGUGGGGGUGCUCGGGGCCCGCCCGUGCCCCCCCUCGGCCGAGGCCGUGGGCCCCCCCUGCCCCCUGGGGUGCCGCCCCUCCCCCACCUGGGUGGUCCCCCCCUGCCCCCUCGGGGAAGCCUGGUCGGUAAGCGGAAGUUCGAUGCCCCACCCCCGCACCACCAGGGAGGGGCGGCCGACGCCACCAAGCGGCGCUUCCAAAACAGUGCCGGAGGCGGUGGUCAGUGGGGUAGUCACCCCAUCGCCCAGCAGCCGCUCAACUCCUCUGGAGGCUACAACGGAUUUCGGCGAGGGCAGGGCAAUCAUCCCGCCCACUGGUACCAGGACUCCUACGGACAGCAGUGGGGCUAGGCCCCAUCCUCCAUAUCCACCCGGUGUUUUCUUCUCGUUUCUGUUCUUCAUGCUAUGUUUCUCGUUUGUUUGUCUCUUGUGUUUUCGUCAGGUAUUCUUCCAAGCUCUCGUUUUUUGUUCUGAAAGGUCCUCUGUGCGUGGACUUAGACACGGACCGUUCAAAUGUAAUGUUCGUUACUUUUUCUUUUUUUUUUCUUGUCUUGAGUUUUACCACUCCCCGUCUCGAUGGGAAGAAACAAUUGCCAGAUGGACUGAUGAGAAAUCAAGCUUUGGAAUAGUACUCUUGUCGACUUCUAUAGAUUAGUUUGCAGUCUAAUCCCAGUUUUUUGAUUGUUUCAUGGCAACAAAAAUUUUUUAAAUUAAUUUGCAUUUUUUAAAGCUUGCAUUGAUAUCUGCUUUUAAUGCAUAGUAAAAGACACACUGAAAUUUGAAGUCUGCUUUAUUUUUCCCCCCUUUUAAAAUUUGAAUUGAAAAUAUGCAAUGUAGUUCAUUGACUGAGAAAAUCAGUAUUGCUUAAUGAAUAUAUGUAUAUCAAGUUUUUUCUGGCAUUUGAUUUUUCGCAAUGAAAUUUAAAAUGAUCAUUGGAGUCUAACAUAAAGAAUCAGAAAAUAUGUUUUUGAGAAAUGUAUUAGUAAUUUCAGAGACCUCGUAGGUUGCAGCUGAAAAUUUAAAUUUUAAUGCCAAAAGUUAAAUUUAUUAUUUUUAAGUCUGUUUAUAAGUUGAAAAUGUAAGCACUUUUUUGGAAAAGUUCUAUUUGACAAAUAUGUGCGAUUGCUUUUGGAAUGAUCAUUUAAAUUGGGUUUCCAUGGUAUUUCUUACAUAUUGAGUUUUAGGGAAGAAUUUUUAUUUCAACUCGAUAGCAUGUUCCGAGUUGCCAUCCCUCUCUUGUGAAAUCAAACAAAUUGCUCCAAGGGAUUGUGAUGGCCGCCUUCUGUUCACUUCGCGAUGUAUAAAUUUUUGUGUUCACUAAAGGAAAUGGCUGCCUUCAAAAUCUCUUGCCUUUUUAACCUGUGGGCUUUAUCUGAUGGCAUCCUGUUUACUUGUUGACAUUUUGGAGAGACAUUGUUCCCUGUUACGUCUUCGUCUGGUGUAUAGGAGUUGUUAAGUUUUCGGGAUAUAUGCAUUGUUUGUUUUACACAUUUUUAAAAUACUUCUUAAUACUUAAAAUAUCCCUUUUAAGUAAAAGUUGAUACAAUAAACUAGAAUCUACUUCUAAGGAUUUAUUUUCUUUAAAAAAAAAAAUAUUUUAAGUUUACUUUCUGCAUCUCAGUGUCAUUGAUCUAUCAGUCCUGAGAAAUCUCCUUUUAUUAAAUCUAAUUUUCUUAUAUUCUUGAAACAUAAAAGAAGAAUAAAUUGAACUUUAUUUCCAAAACUUAAGAAUCCUUCAUGAAAGAAAAUACUAAAAGUUCAGAGGCAGUUAGUCCCUUUUUGUAUGAUUAAAACUUUACAUGCCUUUAGUAAAAAUUCAUCAAAAAAUUGUAAUGCUUAAUAUUUGUCAUUUCAUCUGUUAACUGGGUAUUAGGAAAUAUUUCAUUACACUGGUAUUCUUUUUUAUUGUUGCUAUUAUGUGCAACAAGUUAAACAAAGGUCAUUUUAUGGUUAAUAGCAUGGUUUUUUUUUUUU
This is a messenger RNA of Uloborus diversus, 4020 nucleotides long. RefSeq names its product heterogeneous nuclear ribonucleoprotein R-like. Lineage: Eukaryota; Metazoa; Arthropoda; Arachnida; Araneae; Uloboridae. Gene Ontology annotation, cellular component: ribonucleoprotein complex; nucleus. Gene Ontology annotation, molecular function: mRNA binding. The record is from RefSeq and is a predicted model, not a curated record.